AUGGACGCUGCAGACCUUGCGCGUUGGACGCGCUUUGCGGCAAAGGGCGGCAUUGGCAAAUGCACAGCGGUCCAAGACUGCAUUGCUGAGAGCCCAGAGGACCUCAUGUUCCUCAAGGAUGACGAAAUUACUGUGCUCAUGCAGCUGCCCGGCCAAUCGGGUCGGUAUCUGGGCUAUUGCGAAGGUGUUGUCGGCCGAUUCCAGGGAGCGCAUGUCCGCUUCCAUGGAAAACUCAAACGGCCGGUCAUGACGAAGCGGCAGUCGUCAUCGGCCGUGUCCGUGGCCAGUUCUCCCGUUCCGUCCGUCACACCGUCCCCGCGCAUGCCGCUC
This is a messenger RNA of Fomitiporia mediterranea MF3/22, 330 nucleotides long. RefSeq lists its product as uncharacterized. Gene Ontology annotation, molecular function: protein binding. The record is from RefSeq and is a predicted model, not a curated record. NCBI's taxonomy places the organism in Eukaryota, Fungi, Basidiomycota, Agaricomycetes, Hymenochaetales, Hymenochaetaceae. The transcript has 3 exons. The annotation marks the transcript as partial.